Cornus florida is the source of this 1406-nucleotide messenger RNA. Its product is annotated as LOB domain-containing protein 15. Lineage: Eukaryota; Viridiplantae; Streptophyta; Magnoliopsida; Cornales; Cornaceae. The coding region runs from base 534 to 1238 and encodes 234 amino acids. The transcript has 3 exons. The record is from RefSeq and is a predicted model, not a curated record.
ACACACACACACACAUAUAAUUAAACUUGCAAUUAGUUCUUUCCUUAGAAAGAAGCAAGACAACAUGCAUAUAUAUGCAGCUAGCAGUACUGAAGGCAUUAAGCAAUCCAGUUAAGCCAAAUUAGAUGGUUGCUUCAAAAAGUCAACAAUAUUUGACACAACUGUUAAUUAUAGAUUACCACAUUCUCUCUCUCUCGCUCUCUCUGUGUGCCAGAUGCUCACUAUAAUCUCUAUUUCCACUGCUUUCUCUGCAACAUAAAUCCUCGUACAUAUAUAAACCAAGGUCCACAGCACAACAAAUAAACAAACCAAAUCAUCUUCCAACUUCAGCCCCUACUCGUAUCCCACCAUUCUGUCUGCUAAAUUCUUCUUCCUGUAAUAUUUCUUGCCUUUUAAGCACUCUUCUCCCCAAUCCCCAAGUUCAUUCUCUCUCUCUCUCUCUCUCUCUCACACACACACACACACAUACAACUAUAGCUCUACGUAUAGCAUGCCUGAAUGUCCAGAGAAAGGUAAUAAAACGACAGAUCUGAAUGUCCAGAGAAAGGGAGAGAUUUGAAGAUAUAGGCAAGAAGAUCAAGAGAGAAACCGAUGCCUCGGCUCAAAUGGUGGGAAGGAGACAUAUGUUGGGGCCUCCUGGAACCCUAAACACAAUCACACCUUGUGCCGCCUGCAAGCUCUUGAGAAGAAGAUGUGCUCAAGAAUGCCCCUUCUCUCCUUAUUUCUCUCCACAUGAACCACAAAAGUUUGCUUCUGUUCACAAAGUGUUUGGUGCAAGUAAUGUUUCGAAGAUGUUGAUGGAGGUCCCGGAGAGCCAAAGAGCUGAUGCUGCAAAUAGUCUUGUUUAUGAGGCUAAUGUGAGGCUAAGAGAUCCAGUUUAUGGUUGCAUGGGUGCAAUUUCGGCUUUGCAACAACAAGUUCAAUCUUUACAAGCUGAGCUCAAUGUAGUAAGGUCUGAAAUACUGAGAUACACAUAUAGGGACACUAAUAUUAGCAUUCCUUCAUCUCAUUUAGCUUUGCUUUCUUCUGGGGCUGUUUCAAUUGCUGCACCACCAUCAGCCCUAUUGCCAUUGCCGCCGCCACCACCACCACCUCCUCCUCCUCCUCCACCUCCUCCUUUUCCUCCCACUUCUUCAUCUUCUUCUUUGUACACCCCACCUUCCACUAGUACAGCCGCCACCCACUAUAGCACCAUUUCUAAUGCAAAUGUAUCCUACUUUGAUUUAAUUCCUAGGUGAAAUUUUUCAGUAAUUUAUUUUAUCAAAUAUUAUGUAUCAAGUGAAAUAGGAUGACUAAAAGAUUAUUGGAAUUAUUGAGUCGUUGAUUAUUUUGGUUCCUGUCUUAAUCUAUGAUAGAAAUCCACAUUAAUUUAUCCUAAGAUAUUAUUGGUUAAGAUGUAUCUUUAU